AUGGAAAGAAACUUGACUAUUAGUGGUUCAACUCCAUACACAAAUCUCUCAGCUGUUCAAACAAAUUCCGAUCGAACUGGCUUGUUUAUUGCUCUAUUUCUAUUGUUUCUUCUUUUUAUACUGAUUUCUUAUCUGUUCUACAGUUUUCUUUCGAUGAAACGUUACUCUAGUCAGCCUAUUACACUCGGCAAUAAUCGACUCGAAGAAAGUCCUAAUAAUAAAAUUAUCUUCAAUGAUAGUGAUGAUCUUAUCGAUAAUAAUGGCGAUUUUAUUCUCAGGACAAAGAGUUCAUUCUCGGAUUGUGGCACAUCUGUUCGUUCCUCGUCGAUACACUCAUCGAGAUUUCCGCAAGCCAAACGAAGUAGCUCAUACAAACUUUGCUCUCAACCGUCAAAUUAUCUCCUAACACCACAUUUAUCAACACAGUUUACAACAGCGAGUCACGAUGGUGACUCAUCACCCACCAUCAUUAUCGAACCGAAUGAUGUUCAAUUAGCAAGUGCGUUAUCUCGUUCAAUAUCGAAAUAUUAUGAACGGAAACGGAAACCGAAAUUAAAACGACGAACUCAUUCAUGUGAAGAAUUAAUGAUUCAAACUCAAGCAAAACAAUUACGUCCGUUACAACCAACAGCGUCACUACCCAUGCGUCGAAGUUUGCAACAACCUCACGGGCCAAACCAUCAGCAAUCACGAAAACAUCUGUUGCAAACGUCAUCGUUCCGAAGAAAACCAACGACGAUCUAUGAACUAUACAAGUCCGAUCGAAUGAGAAUAUCUAAUCUUCUCGUUUCAGAUGCCUAA
This is a messenger RNA of Adineta ricciae, 801 nucleotides long. NCBI's taxonomy places the organism in Eukaryota, Metazoa, Rotifera, Eurotatoria, Adinetida, Adinetidae. The record is from the annotation of a GenBank genome assembly.